Molecule: messenger RNA, 1308 nt
Organism: Xenia sp. Carnegie-2017
Lineage: Eukaryota; Metazoa; Cnidaria; Anthozoa; Malacalcyonacea; Xeniidae
Product: protein Wnt-3a-like
Exons: 4
Coding region: 251-1234 (327 amino acids)
Biological process (GO): multicellular organism development; canonical Wnt signaling pathway; neuron differentiation
Cellular component (GO): extracellular region
Molecular function (GO): cytokine activity; frizzled binding
Source: RefSeq, a predicted model, not a curated record
CAGUGAAGUAAUUGAUGAGAAGGUCACAGUCGAGUCGGUGCACAUGGUAAGUAAGUAGACAGCUCUUUAGUUAGGUACUAUUAUUAAGUUAGAGUACAAUAACUACUUUUUAUUGCUUUCUUUUGCGUUUCUGUAGUCAUUAAUUGACAGUUUUUUGAUCACGACCAGCAAAAAUUUGCUUUUCUUACAGAAGAAGAAAUAAUUUCGUUAUAGUCCUGCGGAGCCAUUUUACAGCAGAUUAAAUUUGAAAAUGGACAUAAUGGGAAAACAUUUGAUGCUUUUGAUGAUUAUACUGAGUUUUGUUGAAGUCUUCAGUUAUGAAGCGAAAACGACAAGUAACUAUGAAAAUUUUCGAUCGCCCUAUGCAAAGAGAAGAUAUUGUAGAAACAUGAGCUGGAUGAACAAAUAUCAGAGAUCGUAUUGCUAUCGUUUUCCCGAAAUGAUUGAUGUUAUCAAAGAAGGUGUGAACACGGCCUUAAGUAAAUGUAGAGAAAGGUUUAUCAACCGCAAGUGGAACUGCUCUCCUUUGAAUUGGGUACAAGUCUUGAGUGAUGAAAGAUUGCUGAGAAAAGCUUCGGCAGAAACAGCGUACGUUCACGCAUUGACUGCAGCCAGUGUCAUGAUAAGUAUUGCAUUUGGCUGUAAGGAUAAGCCAACUACCUAUUGUGGCUGCGGGAUGGUGGAGCAGAGUGGUGAUCCAGGAAUAUUGGAAGGUUGUUCACCCAACGUCAAAUUCGGAGAAUUUCUCGCGAAAGGCUUCAUGGGACCGAAUAAAGCGAGAUCUCACAAGAAAAAAGCGAAGCAACAUAAUCAAAUGAUUGGUUUCGAGCUCGUGGAAAGAAGCGUGUUUCGACAAUGCCAAUGUGUUUCACCCUUGAUGAAAAUCUGCUAUCAAAAAGUAUGUAUUUGGCGUCUCCCAUUCAACCUGGAGAAAAUCGAAGAGGAAAUUUGGAAUCUUUAUCUAAACCCAACGCGAACACGCUGGAACAGAACGAGCAAAGAAUUGUAUCCAAAAAUCAAAAUGUCUUCGCGUACAAAAAAGAGAGUGCUUUCUGACGAUAGAAAAUCAAAGGAAAACUUGUAUACUUCAAGCGAUCGGAAAAUUUUUGCAAACCAAAUUACUCAAGGGGAAUUAUGGGAACGUCAGGUCGCACAUGCAACAGCACUUCUCAAGGACCAGAUAACUGCAACAAAUUGUGCUGUGGCCGUUCCUUUGAGACAGAAGUGUCCGUAGUCAAUGUGAAAUGUAAUUGCCGUUUUGUGUGGUGCUGUCGAGUCCACUGUCAGAUGUGUAAAGAAGAGAGAACC